Molecule: messenger RNA, 1014 nt
Organism: Rhipicephalus sanguineus (brown dog tick)
Lineage: Eukaryota; Metazoa; Arthropoda; Arachnida; Ixodida; Ixodidae
Exons: 1
Coding region: 1-1014 (337 amino acids)
Biological process (GO): proteolysis
Molecular function (GO): aspartic-type endopeptidase activity
Source: RefSeq, a predicted model, not a curated record
AUGGAACACCACGACGCCGUCGCCAGCCCGACAGUAGCUGUGUUAGACGUGAAGCUUCCUCCCUUUUGGACCAGCGACCCGGCACUUUGGUUCGCCCAAGUAGAAUCGCCGUUCGCCGCCCGCCGCAUCACCGCCGACCACACCAAGUACCACCACGUGGUGGCCAAUAUUCCACCUGCCACAGCGAGCGAGGUGCGCGACAUUCUGCUUGCCCCACCAGCCGAAGAUGCCUAUCGAGUGCUCAAAGAGACACUGAUUCGCCGUCUCACCCCAUCGGAGCCGGAGCGCCUGCAGCAGCUGCUACGCGAGACCGAACUGGGCGACCGCCGACCCAGCCAACUGUUGCGCCACAUGCAGCAACUGGCGGGCUCCACAGCAAGUCUCGACAGUCGCCUGGUGCAGGAGCUUUUCCUUCAAAGACUGCCCGCAACCGUGCGGAUAGGCGUCACGGCUUCCGGAGAGACGGACGUUUCCAAGAUCGCCGAAAUGGCUGACCGACUCAUGGCCGUCACCACGCUAGCAGUUGCCACAGUGCUCGCCGAAGCUUCGCCCUCUCCCGCCUUGCUGGAGAUUCGUGAGGAAAUUUCCCGCCUCGCCGACACCGUCGCGGCACUACAGUCAAGCGGAAGUCAAAGCACACGGCGGCGUGCUACAGAACAACAGCGGCAGCUGUGCUGGUACCACCGUAAGUUCGGUGAUACUGCACGGAAUUGCGUGCCGCCCGUGCGAGAAAUCGGGAAACGCGCCGAGCCAGCACUGACGGCGACAAGUGCCACCGGCUCAGCGGAAAGUCGCCCGUCGGUCUUCUUCCUGACUGAUCGCGAGAAAGGCACCCGUUUCCUGGUCGACACUGGGGCAGAAGUGAGCGUGGUGCCGGCGUCGCCAGCCGAUCGCAAAGGCCAGUGUUCGUCACCGUUGCAAGCUGUAAAUAACACGACGAUACCGACGUACGGGCACCGCUCACUCUCGCUAGACUGGGCUUCAAGAGGACAUUUCGGUGGAUAUUCGUGGUAG